ACUGUAAAAAGUGGUCUUAUUUUACGGACGACUUUGCAGACAAAAGUCUGUAAAAUUUUGCGGCUCGUGUCUGUAAUUGCCUUUUACUACAUGAAAUCUAUUUUCUUGACCAAGAUGGCGUCUCUCGUUUCAAGCGACCAGUGCGCUGAUCAGAGUUAUUUGUGCACUGUUUAACCGCCAUUCAGGUAAGAUUCGCUUGUUGUUUCGUGUCAAAACAACAUGAAACCGAAAUCGAAAUUAAUAUUGCAGGUGGCGCCGUAUUCGUGCUGCGCAGAUCAUGUGACGGCUGCUUGGCGGUAUUUUGGCAGACGACAGUACAAACUACAUCUGCUGCAUGUUGAAGUUUGUUACGGCGGCACUGCUUCUCCAAACUUGCAUUUUGACUGACUGUAAAAGCCGCAAAAGUGUUAGCGGUGCAACGAAAGACAUUCGUUCCUGUCGCGGCUGCUGUCCUCUCCUGUGUGCGCACUGUUGCGCUACAUGAAAGGAAAUGGAAUCCCUGUCUUCAGAGAUUAUUGUUGCUGUCCGUCAUAUCCUUCCGGACUUGCACGAGAAUGAAGCUAGAGCUCUAUACCAGCGCCUCGUCGAGCUUGGCGUAAAGACCCUUGAGGAUUUGAAUUAUGUGGAGCACACAGAGCUGAAAGGCGUACUCAAUGUGGUCAACAGCAGAAAACUCUUGAGACUCUGGAAUUCUGAGCCACCAUCUGAGCCACAAAAUCAUCGUGAAGGUCAACAGAACUACCUGGUCUCCCACAUUUUGGACGAUCCUCAAAGUCAGGUUUCUGAGCUGCCAAUCACACCAGUUAUUAUCUCAUGUGGGACUCUGUUUCACGCAUCAUCUUUCAAGUUGCUGGUCGACAAGCAGAUCAUCAUCUCAGAUAUUAUCAACUUCUUUGAUGCUGUCUGCCAUCUUGUGGCAGCCUACUUUAUAUUUGGAGUUCAGUACCCUCAGGAGGCUGAGGCAACGUUUGAGUUCUUGCAGCGAUGCAUGUUUCGGAUCAAUCCUCCAAGCACAAUCCAAAAGAAACGGAAAGGACCGAAAGGAUCUAUCCUGAAAGUGGUGUCACUAAUAAGCAACCUCAAAGAAUAUGAAAACUCAAAGUGGGCCACCUUCUGAAGAGCUACCAAGAGAGUCACCGGACAGGUUUUUGUUUUCGUGUGGCGAAGGCUAUUUUCUUUAUAUUUGUGUAAUGAACCUAUUCAGCAUAUCACAAUAAAAGCUCCAGCAUGGACACGUAUUUGAA
Ornithodoros turicata is the source of this 1244-nucleotide messenger RNA. RefSeq lists its product as uncharacterized. The transcript has 7 exons. The record is from RefSeq and is a predicted model, not a curated record. Bases 491 to 1117 code for a protein of 208 amino acids. Lineage: Eukaryota; Metazoa; Arthropoda; Arachnida; Ixodida; Argasidae.